This is a messenger RNA of Scheffersomyces amazonensis, 1573 nucleotides long. Its product is annotated as N-acetylphosphatidylethanolamine-hydrolyzing phospholipase D. Gene Ontology annotation, molecular function: N-acylphosphatidylethanolamine-specific phospholipase D activity; zinc ion binding. The transcript has a single exon. The coding region runs from base 59 to 1417 and encodes 452 amino acids. The record is from RefSeq and is a predicted model, not a curated record. Gene Ontology annotation, biological process: N-acylethanolamine metabolic process; N-acylphosphatidylethanolamine metabolic process. NCBI's taxonomy places the organism in Eukaryota, Fungi, Ascomycota, Pichiomycetes, Serinales, Debaryomycetaceae. Gene Ontology annotation, cellular component: cytoplasm; membrane-bounded organelle.
GCUUAAAGAGCAAUGAAUGAUUCUUCAGGUCAAAUAGAGGCAAUAUACAAAUAACGACAUGAGUUUCCUAACACAAAUGUCAUUGCAUGCCAAGAUAGGACUUGGGAUAUUGGUAUCAUAUACUUCAUUUGAAAUUUAUAUGGAACUUAGAACUCAAUUUAUUAUAAGUGAGAGAAAGAAACAGUUUCAAAAAUUUAGUAGUACUGAUGAUGCUGAUGUUACAAAGUUUAAAUCUGUACUGGUAGGUGGAAUGUUUGUAAAUCCAUUUGAAGAAUAUAGACCUCAAACUGCAUUUGAAUUUCUUUAUGUUCGAAUUAUGGAAUUACUUGAAUCAUUCUAUGGGAAUAAAAUUGAAUUACACGAUAAAUUACCGCAACCAAAAGAUGGAGCUAUAGAAGUUGAAGAUUUACUUAAAGUUUUUAAACCUGAUAAAGAAACUUUAAGAAAAAAUUCUAUUAUUUUACAAUCAUGUAUUCAAAAUGAUGAUUUUCUGUUAUUAUAUACUCCAAGUAAAUCAUGGUUGCAAAAGAAGGAUAAUGAUUUAUUAAUUCCUUUACGUGAAAAGAUGUAUUUUACUUGGUUAGGUCAAUCAUGUUCAUUAGUUCAAAUAUCCGGUAUAAAUAUUUUAACUGAUCCUACUAUAAGUGAUCAUUUAAUAAGUCCACAUUUAGGACCAAAGAGAUUAACAAAAUCACCUAUGAAUCUUGAAGAUAUUAAAUAUGCUACUAAUGAUAAAAUUAAUUUUAUUUUAAUAUCUCAUGAUCAUCCUGAUCAUUUAGAAAUGGAUUUAGUUAAAAAAAUUGGAAAUAAAGCUACAUGGAUUGUUCCAUUAGGUCUUAAGAGGAAAUUAGCAGCUAAGGGAAUAUUUAAUAUAUUAGAAAUGGAUUGGUGGGAUUCAGCUGAUAUUACUCCAUUAAUAUCUACCUCAGAAAAGUUAACUGAUAAAUAUCAAGUUGUAUGUGUUCCAGCUAUGCAUUGGUCAGGAAGAUAUAUCUUUGAUUCAAAUCAAUCACUUUGGUGUUCUUAUAUAAUUAGACGAAAUAAUGAAUCAUUACUUUAUCAUGCAGGUGAUACAGGAUAUCUGAAUGAAUUAUUUAAAAUAAUAGGUAGAAAAUUCGGUCCUAUAUUUAUGGGAUUAUUACCUAUAGGUCAAUAUUGUCCUUCAUGGCAUCAAAAGCCAAGACAUAUAUCACCUUCAGAAUCUUUACAAAUUUGUAAAGAUCUUAAUAUAUCAAAGAUGAAGGGAAUUCAUUGGGGGACUUUUAAAUUAAGUGGAGAACCCAUAUUAGAACCUAAGAAUUUAUUAUUAGAAUUAGCUAAACAAGCUCAAAAAUCAAGCGACUAUUCUACACCUGAGUUUGGACUCACUUAUUUAUUCAAUAUGACUAACAAGGAAGAAUUAGAACUUCAUAUUUAGGUCAAUUAGUCUACAACAACAAUUAAAUUUUAUAAAUAAAAACUGGAGAAUCAUCACAAAUUAGACCUAUAGACAAAUAAUAUCAUAUAAUUAGUUUUUAGUUUAUAUGAAUUAAUAGAAUUGAUAUUUUGUUAUUUAGAUAUAUAUUUACAGCAU